AUGUCGGGACUAAAUGUGUCUGUUGGAUAUUUCUUGGUAGCAUUUGCCCUCAGUCAAGUUGCUCAUCCUUUGCUGAACUCCUUCAACCUUGGAAAUCUUCACAAUGAGCUCCUGGCAUCCUUUUUGCUGGUGGCUUGUUGGUUAGAGCUGCAGAUUUUGCUCGAGCUGGGUCCAUGGGCAGGUGGUUUUGGCCUUGAUGUUUCCCUCACCUUGCUUUUCCUGAUUCUAGUGAUUCAAGGUCUUAGUAGCCGUGGAGCAUCUGGAAAUCCAUCCAUAACAAUGCAGAGUUUUCUUCUCUCUAAAAUCUCUUUUCUUACUGCCUUUGGUAGUAUGGUUGCACAUUUUUUAGGGGCUAUGUUUGCCAAACUCCUAGCCAAAUACUACUGGUCUCUGGAACUGAUUGACAUGCAUAUGUUUCACAAUAUGAUGGCACAAGAAUGUAGCUCGACACUGCGUGUUUCUGUCCUGCAAGGAGCCUUCACAGAAGGGAUAUGCAUGCUCAUCCUCCAUCUGCUUGCCAUGCGAACUGAGGAGCUCUCUGCCCUUCUUCAGGUGACAAUCUUUGCUGCGACCAACACAUUACUAACCUGCAUGGCUAACAGUUACACUCUUGGCCUCUUCAAUCCUGUCUUGGCAUUUGCAUUGACCUUCCACUGUGCAGGGUACAGCUUUCUGGAAUAUGCAACAGUUUAUUGGCUGAGCCCGACUGCAGGUAUGAUUGUGGCAGUGUUUCUCCACCAUGGUCACAUUCCGUUGCUUUCAAGUAAGAACUGUCUCUUUUCCCAGAAAUCCCGAUAUCGAAUACCAAAGCAGAAAAAUCUUCCAAUCCUAAAGAGAGCUGCUUCUUUAAUUUGGGGGAAAAGGAUUGUGAUCCAGAAGAAUGGAGGCAGGAAUGCGAAUGAGUGAUUCAACGGAACAAUUCUUACAUAUAUGGCGCCGUCUGCAACUGCCCCCCUUGAGGGAUGCUCACAAGCUGGAAAGCAUGUUAUGUCUUUUUUUUUUAAAUCCUGAAGCUAUUUAACAGAACCAAGAGUAAUUAUUCAAAUGAUUCAUUCCAUUAAAAUUGUGUAGAAGAUUUUUUAAAGGCAUUGUUUAAUACCAUAUUUACUCUAAAAGCUACCCACUCAGUUAGAAACUCAUCUUUGCCACAGUCAUUACUGGGAGACUCCAAGAGAUGUAACCACAACACAGAUGGGAAGGAGAUGUGAUAAAUGGUUGGCCAGUUUUUAUUUGCAAUUCAAUGAAUUUUCAUCUCCACUGUCAAUCACAAGCUCUUUAAAGGGGAAGUUCAGAACUUUAGAUAUGCUGGAUGGCCUUCUAUAACACUUUUUAUAGCAGUUGUCUGAACAAAAAAUACUCUUGCUUCUCACAAACACCUAACCAAUAUCAUAACCCUUCAUACAUACAUUAUAAACACAAAUGCUCAUUCCAUAUGAGGUCAUAUCCUUUAUCAUUUAAGUAUCAAUGUGAUUUCUUUUUUACUCUUUGAUUAUUUUAGUUGUUUAAACCUCAGUCCACAUCCCAGUGAUGCUUUUUCAGGUCAACUGGUGACCUUUAAAUCUGCCACAUCUGAAUUUCAGCGUGCUUCGAUACGGGAAUGGACUCUACAAGGGACUGGUGUUGUCUCUUCUUUCUUCUGUCAGAGACCUCUGGUAUAGGCUAUGCCCCCUAUGACUGGCUCUGAAUUUAAUUAAGCAGAUAUCAGAAAAUUAUAAGAAAAAACUAGGUUUAAAAAAAAAGUUACAGUUGGCUGUAAAUUAUAUUGGCAAUAUCAAGCAGAAGACAGGAAUCAAAGCUGCAGUACAUGCGAUGUCAGGCAAAUGGUUGGCAUGAUAACACACACGCCAAUGCCUGACCAAGACACUAAUUAGCCUGUCAUCUUUCAAACGGGAGGGUAUCAGUAGAAAGCCUACACUGACCCACGGAAAACAUGCAAACUCCUUAUAAACCUGCCAGAGCUACAAAGCAGCAGCCCAAACCACUGCAAACCUGCACCAUGUUUGAUUUUCUUAAACCUCCCAUAUCGAUUUAGGGUUAUGGUGUGCCGUAGCCUGUCUAAGCAGAAUGCGGCAUAAGGGAGGAACGAACCCACGCUUGCUCAUUGAAGGUCACCAGUUAUCCUUACUUGAACUUCUUUAAGAUGAAAACCAAAGCACCCUGAGAAAUACGUAUGGCAGCACAACAGGACUAGCAAGCUCUGAACAUGACAGUGAGUAGACUAGACUUUGAGCCUCGUUUCUUGGAGUGCACUAACAAACAUACAGCUAUUUUGUCAGGUGAAGGACAUUUUUAAAAAUAUAAUACUGACUAUAUGUCAAGGGUAUGAAUUUUUACAGCCUAAGGUUUUACAAGGUAAACAAGUUAUUGAAAA
Molecule: messenger RNA, 2371 nt
Organism: Polypterus senegalus (gray bichir)
Lineage: Eukaryota; Metazoa; Chordata; Cladistia; Polypteriformes; Polypteridae
Gene: aqp12
Product: aquaporin 12
Exons: 3
Coding region: 1-906 (301 amino acids)
Biological process (GO): transmembrane transport
Cellular component (GO): membrane; cytoplasm
Molecular function (GO): channel activity
Source: RefSeq, a predicted model, not a curated record